Molecule: messenger RNA, 2332 nt
Organism: Zea mays
Lineage: Eukaryota; Viridiplantae; Streptophyta; Magnoliopsida; Poales; Poaceae
Exons: 2
Coding region: 198-1877 (559 amino acids)
Source: RefSeq, marked validated
GAUCCCAUACAUUGCCACUUGUCGGGGAGGAGAGUCCGGAGCUGAGACGGCGAGCUGCCUAGCUCCGUUCCUGCUCUAUAUCUCAGCUCCUCCGUUCUGUCCUGUGGCCCCGAGCUGAGCUGCCAAGGAUACGUACGUACGUACGUCUUGAGGGAGGCUGCCGGUCGCCCUCUUCUCUCGUCGACCUCGUCGGGGUUAUGCGGAGGAGCAGGUCGUGCUUGUCCUGCGUGCCCAUGGGGACGGCGGCGCUGCCCAUUGAGAACCACUUCGUCGCUCCGGCUGCGCUACCGUCGGUGCCCGCCUCAGAUUCAGAGGACGGAGGAUUUGGCAAGGGCAGCAUAGACCUUGGAGGCCUAGAGGUGCGCCAGGUCACCACGUUUGCCAAGGUCUGGUCCACCACACAGGGCGGCCAAGACGGCCUCGGCGCCACCUUCUUCAAGCCCUCGCCGGUGCCCGCCGGCUUCUCCGUGCUCGGCCACUACGCGCAGCCCAACAACCGGCCUCUCUUCGGCCACGUCCUCGUCGGCCGGGACACGUCUGGCGCCGGCGGUGCGCUCCUCGCCGCGCCAGUGGACUACGCCCUCGUCUGGUCCAGCCCGGACGGCGCCGGCCACUUCUGGCUCCCCACGGCUCCCGAGGGCUACAAGGCCGUCGGCGUGGUGGUCACGGCCGCGGCGGACAAGCCUUCACCCGACGAGGUCCGGUGCGUCCGCGCCGACUUCACCGACGCGUGCGAGGCCGAGGACUCGGUGUGGAGCAGCGACAAGGACGGCUUCAGCGCGUCCACCCUGAGGCCGGCGGUCCGCGGCAUCGAAGCCCGCGGCGUGCACGCUGGCACGUUCCUCGCCCAGAGCAGCGCGACGCCGGCGGCGGCGGCGGGCGUGUCAACGACGCUGGCGUGUCUGAAGAACAACAGCGCGAGCUACACGUCCUCCAUGCCCGACCUGGCCCAGCUGAACUCCCUCCUGGCGGCCUACGCGCCGCACGUGUACCUGCACCCGAACGAGCCCUACUUCCCGUCGUCGGUGGCGUGGUUCUUCGAGAACGGCGCGCUGAUGUACCAGAAGGGCAGCAGCCAGACCCCGACGCCGGUGGCCGCCGACGGGUCGAACCUCCCGCAGGGCGGCGGCAACGACGGCGGGUACUGGCUCGACCUGCCGGCGGACGGGAACCAGCGGGAGAAGGCCAAGAGGGGAGACCUCGCCGGCGCGAAGGUGUACGUGCAGGCGAAGCCGAUGCUCGGCGGGACGGUGGCCGACCUCGCGGUGUGGAUCUUCUACCCGUUCAACGGGCCGGCGCGCGCCAAGGUCGGCCUCAUCCCGUCGAUCCCGCUCGGCGAGAUCGGCGAGCACGUCGGCGACUGGGAGCACGUGACGCUGCGCGUCAGCAACUUCUCCGGCGAGCUCCUCCGGAUGUACUUCUCGCAGCACAGCGCGGGCACCUGGGUGGACGCGUCGCGGCUGGAGUACCUCGACGGCGGGGACGGCGGCGGGAGCAGGCCGGUGGCAUACGCGUCGCUGCACGGGCACGCGUUCUACCCGAACGCGGGGACGGUGCUGCAGGGGAACUCGGGCCUGGGCAUCGGGAUCCGGAACGACUGCGCCAGAGGGAGCAGGCUGGACACCGGCGCGGGGCGGUGCGAGGUGGUGUCGGCGGAGUACCUCGGCGUCAAGGAGCCGGCGUGGCUCGGGUUCGAGCGCGAGUGGGGCCCGCGGGAUGAGUACGACAUCGGGCGCGAGAUCAACCGCGCCGCUAGGCUCUUGCCACGUUCGGUGAGGGAGCGGCUAGCCAAGCUGGUGGAGAAGGUGCUCGUCGGGGAGGGCCCGACGGGGCCCAAGAUGCAUGGUAACUGGAGAAACGACGAGAGGGAAGCCUGAUAAAGGCUUCGUAUCCUUAACUGUACGAUUCGUGAGGUAUAUACGGAUCAGACGGUUUGCGAUUGAAAGGAUAGCGUGCUCAUUAGAGGAGCUAAAAGGAUUGGUUGUGUCAUUGUGUGUGUGCGUGCCUGCGUGGCAGUGUAUUUCCAUCUCAGCUGUAUGUAGGCAACGACUGCUAUGCAAGCAGUCCUUCUGUGCAAGCGUGCAAGCAAAUCAUCUCAUCCAUUAGAUCAUGAUCCAACCGUAGGUCAUAUUUAACACUUAAACCCUUUCACCACCAGCUCAAUAAUCUUUAUAAAAAAAAUCCUAACAAACCAUGGUUGUAUCUAUGGUUGGAUCGUAAUCUAAUUGAUAAAAUGGUUUGUUUGCACGCUUGCACAGAAGGACUAUUUGCAUAACAGUCGUUGCCGCUGUAUGUAUUCGAUAAUGUGUAGCAUUGUUUGGUUUGCUGUUUA